AUGACUAAAAAGAAUCUUGGCCCUUGUUCAGUUCGUGAUUGUCAAAUAAAUCCAAAGCAAUUUCGUGGAAUCACUGAUUAUGCAUUUAAAAAAGCAAAAGAAAAAGGCACAUUUGGUCAAUAUAGUUACUUAGAAAUCGGAAAGCAAUUAUGCUAUUCUUAUUAUCUUGAGAUAAUUGAACUCGAUCGCCAUAAUGUAAAGAAAUUGCCAACUAAUAAUCUACAGGAUAAUGUUAUUACAAAAUCAUUAUUAUUUGGUAAUAAAAUUGCUUUAAUGACCAAAAAUGCAGAGCCAUUACUAAAAGAAUUUUUUGAUGAAUUAUAUGAUGCAUUUAUUCCAGAAAGACAGUCUGCAUAUAAUAAAAAGAAGAUCGGGUUAUAUCUUGCAGCAUCCGGUACAUCAUGCAAUGCUAUUAAUACAAUGCAUAAAGCUGAUAUGUUGGUUUGCUAUAAAACUGUUGACAAUUAUAGAAAAAAGAUAGUAAGUGAAUAUCCAAAAAAUAUUCAAAACUAUUUUAUUGAAAAAUUACCUACCUCUAAACACUUGAUUCCACUUGAUCUGAGAGUUUCAAAAGGAUCGUUAGGUCCUAAAGAAC
Messenger RNA from Cetraspora pellucida, 595 nucleotides. The record is from the annotation of a GenBank genome assembly. Lineage: Eukaryota; Fungi; Glomeromycota; Glomeromycetes; Diversisporales; Gigasporaceae.